Chara braunii is the source of this 1911-nucleotide messenger RNA. NCBI's taxonomy places the organism in Eukaryota, Viridiplantae, Streptophyta, Charophyceae, Charales, Characeae. The record is from the annotation of a GenBank genome assembly.
CGCGUGCGGGCGCUUGCGCGCUUCUCGCCGCUGCUGCUAGUCGAUGUCGCGAGGGCUUACUCGCUCGAAAGGUGAAGGUGUCUAAUUAGUUGAUCCACGUGUCUAAUUAGUUGAUCCACGUGGCGGGAAAGAGAGAAAGGACCGUGCGUGUCUUCAACUCUGUCGAAGGAUGGAGCGUUCCACCAUGGUAGUGCUUGUGAUGAUGGGGUUGAUGAUGAUGGCGAUGGGACUCUCGCCCAUGAACUCGCUCCCGCCGAUUCUCUCGCGAUCCCGCCGCCCCCCGCGGAAGCAACAUGCCAGAAUGGCGCGCUGGCUCAUAUCGCAGGCCAGCUGGGGAACACUCAGCACAACUUCGUUACAUCUGAACGGAACUGCUUUCGGGAACAUUGCAUCUUUCAGUGAUGGGCCUUCUCACAACUCAACUGGGGUGCCUUAUUUUUACUUAACGGAGAUGGAUUUUACAUUGCAAGACGUGAAAGCGGAUCCCAGGUGUUCGCUGACAGUCACUGAAGCAUCCCUCAAGUAUGGGCAUUGUCGAGGAAUCGAUGUGGAAGAUCCAGUGUGUGUUCGUGUCGUUCUGUCUGGAAAGCUUGCUAAGGUUGGAGAUGAAGAGGUCACAUUUGCAGAGGAUGCUUUGUUUCACAAGCAUCCAGAGAUGAGAUGGUGGCCUAAAGCUCACAACUUCAGCACGUACAAGCUGGCGGUUGAGAAUAUUUUCCUGCUGGAUUUCUUUGGGCCUCCAGCUCAGCCGUCUGUGGAGGAGUACUUCGCAGCAGCAGCAGCAGCAGCAACCUCUGUUGAUGAGCUUGGGGCGGUUGAAGAACAAUAAGAUCGAUUGUCUCUCUCAUCCUCAUGUGUCCAUGAAAAAAAAAGCUCGCUGAAAAUUGAAAUCGAGAGCUUAGCUAGCCAGCUAGCUAGCGAGCUGGCUAGUGGGCUGGCUGGUCCCCACUCCUUUUUUCUAUUUUCUUUUUUGAAAGUUUUAACUUUUUUGAACUUUUUUCUCUUUUUCUCUUUUCCUCUUUUUUGCUUUUCUUUUUCUCUUUUUCGCUUUUCUUUCUCUCUUUCUCUCUUUUUCUCUUUUUCUCUUUUUCUCUUUUUGUCUUUUUCUCUUUUUGUCUUUUUCUCUUUUUCUCUUUUCUUUUUCUCUUUUCUUUUUCUCUUUUUCCGGGGCUCGCUUCCGGUGAGACCUACCGUUCUCAAGAACUGGUCUGAACUGAAAAUGGAUCACAACAAUUGCUCCUCCAGGUCCUCCAGAAAUGGUUGUUUCGAAAGGUAAAUUUGAACUUUUUUUUUUAUGAAAACCUAUGUCUGAGCGGAAAACAGCCUUCCGCGAUAGGGUUUUUUUUUUUUUUCUUUUUAUCUUUUUUUCCGCGAUAGGGGUAAUGGCGUGUCCUGUGGGGAUUGCCAAAUGGGAUGCAAAUAAUGUUCAAAUGCAUUGGUCUUCUUCGUACAAGAUGAUUGAUGUUGACAUCAGAGAAUGUCUGGCAGAUGUUGACAUGAAAGAAUGUACGGCAGAUGUUGAUAUCAGAGAGUAUAUGAUGGGCGGGUGAUGCCAGAGAAGUAUACAGGUGUACAGAGAAUGGGCCGACAGCUCAUAAAGCCAUCUUCUGAUCGUCAGCAAAAUUGUAAGAAGAUGAUGUGGAGGUCAAGCAAAGUAUUGUACAGGUGUACAGUUGUACAAGUAGCGUGGGAGCUGGUGGUCUAAGUAGCGUGGGAGCUGCUGGUCCUUUCAGCGGCGUGAGGGAAAAUAGCGGGCUGUACCGAGGGACGGGAGGGCUGUACUGAGGGACGGUGAGUGUGCUUCUGGAACAUCUUGUGAAGAGAGCACAGUGGCAACUGGAACAAUAUUCACACUGAGAUUUAUCUGAAUGUACUUUACCAAAAGUGUACGACUAGAUUCAUACAGAAAAC